AUGGAUUCCCAGCCUACCGCCAAGGCUCUGCACAACCGCAUCAAUGCCGACAUUUCCCAGCUGCUGCAGCGGUACGAGAAUAUCAUGGCCACCGCGACCGUCGAGAACCCAAGUCACACAGCCACUGCUGUGGAGACCUACCAAAUUGACGUGGAGUCGACCGCUUUGAUCCGUGCCGCCGAGGAUCUUCUCUCCCUCACCCGUACCAUGAAGGAAAUGUGGUUGUUCGGGAAGCUUGAUACCAUUGGCGAGGACGAGCGUGAUGUGGAGCGCCGUGAGAAGUUAGACAAGGAUGUCCUUGCUGUGGAGAAGGCUCUCAGGAAGAAUAGUCUGUUGAAGCUUGCUCCUGAGAAGUAG
Messenger RNA from Penicillium longicatenatum, 357 nucleotides. RefSeq names its product RNA polymerase II mediator complex head subunit MED22. The transcript has 4 exons. Gene Ontology annotation, molecular function: transcription coregulator activity. The record is from RefSeq and is a predicted model, not a curated record. Bases 1 to 357 code for a protein of 118 amino acids. Gene Ontology annotation, cellular component: mediator complex. Gene Ontology annotation, biological process: regulation of transcription by RNA polymerase II. Lineage: Eukaryota; Fungi; Ascomycota; Eurotiomycetes; Eurotiales; Aspergillaceae.